GGCUGGAACGAGGAAGUGCAGUGGAGAGGGGAGGGACUGAGGGCGCAGCUCCACGGGGCCGCGGCGCUGCGACCUCCAGCACAUGGAGCCGGAGACAGCUGGAAGAACUUCAUCCUGCAGACUCAAGGGAUCGCAGAGUACUUGCACCGCAUGGAGACAGAGGAGGCGCAGGAAAUGGCCCAGAUGCCAGGCAGAGAAACCCCUCCCGCCAAUGAGACCUCCGAGGACGCGGAGGAGCCCAUGGCGGUCCCGGAGGACUUGUCCACCAGCUCCAGCCUGCAGCAGAACAACCGAGGAGACAAAGCCUGUAACAUUAAAGUUGAGGCUCGCAGUGAUGAGGAGAAUGGGCUGGCCAGUCACGUGAAUGGCGUGGAGGAGGAGGAGGAGUGCGCGGAAGACUUGCGCGUGAUCGAUGCCUCGGGGGCCAAGGUGAACGGCUCUCAGCCGGGCCCCGAAGUCAAGGCCUACUCCUCUGCUGGAGGUAUCCGGCUGCCCAACGGGAAGCUCAAGUGCGAUAUCUGUGGGAUAGUUUGCAUUGGCCCCAAUGUGUUGAUGGUGCACAAGCGAAGCCACACUGGUGAGCGGCCCUUCCAGUGCAGCCAGUGCGGCGCCUCCUUCACCCAGAAGGGAAACCUGCUGCGUCACAUCAAACUUCACUCUGGCGAAAAACCCUUUAAGUGUCACCUGUGCAGCUACGCCUGCCGCAGGAGGGACGCGCUCACCGGACACCUCCGCACACACUCAGUUGGCAAGCCUCACAAGUGCGCGUACUGUGGGCGGAGCUACAAGCAGCGCAGCUCUCUGGAGGAACACAAGGAGCGAUGCCACAACUACCUGCAGUGCAUGGGUCGACAGAACAUCUACACAGUAGUAAAGGAAGAAAGCAGCCAGAGCGAACAGAGAGAAGACUUAAGCCAGACGGGAUCAGACAGAGCCCUGGUGCUAGACAGACUAGCUAAUAAUGUAGCCAAGCGUAAGAGCACUAUGCCACAGAAGUUUGUGGGAGAGAAACACCUGUCGGAGCUCAGCUACGACGGAGCGGCGGAGAUGAUGCAGCCUCACGUCAUCGACCAGGCCAUCAACAGCGCCAUCACCUACCUGGGGGCGGAGUCCCUCCGUCCUCUGGUCCAGACGUCCCCCGCCUCCUCUGAAAUCGGCCUGGGCUCAAUCUACCCUCUUCACAAGCCGGCGCCCGAGGGCCACACCGGGGCCCCCCACAACCUAUCGGCCAAAGACAGCGCCGCUGAGAACCUGCUGCUGCUCUCCAAGUCCAAGUCCGCGUCCAGCGAGAAGGACGGCUCCCCGAGCCACAGCGGCCAGGACUCCACCGACACGGAGAGCAACAACGAGGACCGGGCUGGCGGCGCCGCCUCCGGACUCAUCUACCUGACCAACCACAUCACCGCCGGCGUGAGGAACGGCGUGCUACCGCUGGUGAAGGAGGAGCAGCAGCGGCAGUUCGAGGCCAUCCGGGCCAGCAUGGAGAUGGCGUCGGAGGGGUUCAAGGUCAUGACCUCGGAGGGCGAGCAGGUGAGGGCGUACCGCUGCGAACACUGCCGCGUUCUCUUCCUGGACCACGUCAUGUACACCAUCCACAUGGGCUGCCACGGCUUCAGAGACCCGUUCGAGUGCAACCUGUGUGGUCACCGCAGCCAAGACCGCUACGAGUUCUCGUCUCACAUCACGCGUGGCGAGCACCGCUACUGAGAUCAGCGAGAGACCUACGCCGCUAUCAUGUCAUCCAUCCAUUAGUGACAACAGAAGCUCAACACUGCGACUUGUGUGACAAUAAACUCUUCAUUUAUUCAUACAUCCGCUCUCACACUGGAGAGGAGCCAUCAUGUAUGUGACUUGUUCAAACAUGAUUUUGUGUUUGUACCAAUUUCACUUUGUAUCAACAGUCGACAUCAAAACACGUGUUUAUCAAGCAGGCGGCUGAGUGUGUCACGCACUUGUCAGUAUGGAGCUUCUGUAUUUUUGGAUAAGGUUUACAAAUGAAACAGAAAAGUGCUAAACAUGCUGUUCAGAAUAAUGUUUAUCUAGUCUCACAGUGAAAUAAGUGGAGGAUCAAUUCCCAUGUUAAUAAAAUGAUAAUGCAAAUCAAUUGUUUUGCAGGCAGAAAUGAAGUGCUGUUGAAGUGUAACAGUAUUUGACCUGACGAAAAAACUCGACAGCAUGUUUACACUGAAAUGUUUCUGAGCCUUAUUACUAUUUCUGUUUCUUUUUGCUGUGUAAAUUUGCAUUGUGAGUUGAAUUGUUGGAUUAAACAACUAUUUUUAAAUGUCAAAAUGUUUUCUGGAGCUAUGAAACUCAUUUGAGCAUUCAGCUCUGAGAAUCGUCCUGAGGACUCACGGCUUUCCAUCACAAGUGUUGAGGCAGUCGGAAGCUGACGUCCAGCAGAGACUCGGUGAAGAGCUGCUCAGGCAGUGUUGUAGCUCACGAUCUCACUCUAAAGACACGGAAGAACAAUCAAUAUUGAGAAAUCACCCCUGGAGCUUUGGAACAGACAAACAGGACGAAAAGUCAAUUCUCCGAAGACAGACGUCGAGACUCACUGGUGAAACCAACGUCCAAAUAACCUGUUUGUCAUUGGACUGAUGAUGUAACUUGUGAACGUGUCUUUACGCCGCAUGUUUGUUGACUGUUUUUAUUUUAUCAUGAAUAACAAAAAAAUAAAUAAGUGAUCAUUUCUAUCCGUUUUUUUCCCAACUGUACAUAAAAGGUUUCAAGUGUAGAUAUGGCAUUUAAUUUAUCAGGUCUGUCUUUUGUUUGUAUUUAUUUCAGUCCUUGUUUUUACUGAGUAGAGUAGAACCUGCUGCUGUUCUAGUUCCCACGGCUGGAAUCUUGUUUUGGAGACGUCAUUACGAAUGUGA
Messenger RNA from Synchiropus splendidus (mandarinfish), 2873 nucleotides. It is a transcript of the gene ikzf1, whose product is annotated as IKAROS family zinc finger 1 (Ikaros). Gene Ontology annotation, biological process: regulation of transcription by RNA polymerase II. The record is from RefSeq and is a predicted model, not a curated record. NCBI's taxonomy places the organism in Eukaryota, Metazoa, Chordata, Actinopteri, Syngnathiformes, Callionymidae. The transcript has 8 exons. Gene Ontology annotation, molecular function: RNA polymerase II cis-regulatory region sequence-specific DNA binding; DNA-binding transcription factor activity. Bases 151 to 1707 code for a protein of 518 amino acids.